This is a messenger RNA of Brettanomyces bruxellensis, 2076 nucleotides long. RefSeq lists its product as uncharacterized. Gene Ontology annotation, molecular function: protein phosphatase regulator activity; protein binding. Bases 1 to 2076 code for a protein of 691 amino acids. Gene Ontology annotation, biological process: protein dephosphorylation. Gene Ontology annotation, cellular component: cytoplasm; protein phosphatase type 2A complex. The record is from RefSeq and is a predicted model, not a curated record. The transcript has a single exon. NCBI's taxonomy places the organism in Eukaryota, Fungi, Ascomycota, Pichiomycetes, Pichiales, Pichiaceae.
AUGGAUACACAGCAAACAAACGAUCGCACGGCUGAUGCUGGUUCCACUGCUUCUGCUUCUGAUACCAGCACAGUGAAUAUAUCUGCAAAUGGCAGAAAUGUGGGUUCCUCCACAUCCAUUACAGACUACAAUUCGUCUUCUGGAAGUGUACCAGCAGCAAACACAGCAGUUGCUGCAGGCAGCGUGCCUGAGGGUGGUGAGCAUACGGGAGAAGCGGAUGCAAAUGGCACUGAAGGGCAAACAAAGGGUCAGGUUGAAGAAUUGUACCCAAUUGCACUUUUAAUGGAUGAACUUCGACACGACGAUGUUGCAGCCAGAGUUCAGGCUAUGAAACGUUUGGACACGAUUGCAAUUGCAUUGGGUCCAGAGCGGACGAGAAAGGAGCUCAUCCCAUUUUUGGAGGAUGUGAUUCCAGAAGACGAAGAUGAAGUUAUAGCAAUUGCAGCCGAGGAACUUGGUAAGUUUGUUUCUUUGGUUGGUGGUCCCGAGUAUGCGCCACAACUGGUUCCCGUGUUGGAAAAGAUCUCGGCAUGCGAAGAGCCGAUUGUUCGUGAGAAGGCUGUGGCAUCUUUGAAUCUUAUAUCGAAAUCGCUCUCAGAUGAACAAAUCCAGCAAACGUUUCUACCUCUUAUUCAAAGGCUGGCCAAAGAGCGGUGGUUUUCUCUGCACAUUGCAGCUGCUGGAUUGUUUGAGAGUGUUUUGAUCAGAGUUCCUUCUGAUAUAAGGACAGAACUCCUCAAGCUCUACUUUGAUUUGAUCCAGGAUGACUCGCCUAUGGUGAGAAAAGCGUCUGCAACAGAGCUUCCAAAGCUUAUAGAUCUUCUUGCUGCCAACUUCCACACUCCAGACACUGUGAAUGAGUUUCACUGGGACAUCAUCACGUCGAUGUAUGAGAAUAUCGUUAACGACAAUCAGGAUUCCGUUAAAUUCCUUGCUGUUGAUGUCUUGAUCUCCAUUCUUUCCUUCUUGCAAUUACUCGGAGACAGAACGCAUCACCCAGAGUUGUUUGACAGCUUGUUGGCUCUAAUAAAUGACCCAAGCUGGAGAGUCCGGUACAUGGUUGCAGACCGUUUUGACAAAUUGGCCGAGAACUUUGAUGAUGACAGUUACACGUUGAAGUUGGUGCCUAAUCUUCUCUCUCUGAUGAAGGAUAACGAGGCUGAGGUUAGGAAAGCGAUUUCCAAGGAGCUCUCGUCCUUUUGCAAGUUGGUCAACAAGGCUGAUCGUUCCAUCAUGGUUGAUGACAUCGUUCCAGUUAUAUCACAGUUGAGCAUGGAUGAGGCAGAAUCUGUGAGAAGUGCAUUAGCCGGAGAAAUCACAGGAUUGGCUCCCAUAUUUGGAAAAGAUGCCACCAUCAAAUAUCUUCUUCCUAUAUUCGUGGACAUGCUAAAGGACGAAUUCAGUGAAGUUCGUUUGAACAUUAUAUCAAAGCUCCAGGUUGUCAACGAUGUCAUUGGAAUCCAACUUUUGUCCGAAUCGUUGCUGCCUGCUAUCACCUCUCUCUCCAACGAUAAGUUGUGGAGAGUCAGGUUGGCAAUCAUCCAGCAAAUUCCUUUAUUGGCAGAACAGCUCGGUGUGGCCUUCUUCAAUGAGGCAUUGGGACAGUUGUGUAUGGACUGGCUAUGGGAUCCAGUCUACUCUAUCAGGGAAGCCGCUAUUAUGAACUUGCAGAAGUUAACGAAGUUCUUUGGUGAGGAUUGGUGUAAGAAAGAGCUUAUCAAGAGAAUCCUCGAGAAGAAGCAGUCGAAGGACUUUGAUAACUUUAUAUGCAGAAUCACGUGCUUGCUAGCGCUGGAUAAAUUGAUACCUGUUCUCUCUCCAAAGGUCAUUUCCGAGGAUAUAUAUCCUUUUAUCGAUGAAUUAAAGUCAGACCAUGUGCCAAACAUUAGAUUUAACGUUGCCAAGUCGUUGGCUUCAAUAGCAGAAAGAUUAUAUCCAGAAUAUAAGACCAUAGUGACUGAUAAAAUUGUGCCUACUCUUGAAGCAUUUGAGAAUGAUGAUGAUGUUGAUGUUAGAUUCUACACGAAGCAGAGUAUCGAGAAGGUGAAUAAACUUCUUCAAGAUACGAAGCAGUGA